AUGUCGCAACAUCACACGCCUCAUCACCACCAGAUUCUGAUGGACCCGUCCCAUCUAGGUGGUCUUCCAGGCGCGAGACAUAUGGGCCAUCACGGAGCGUCGCAUUAUGGUGCCCAGACCACUUCUCAUGGCGUUCCAUUGUAUCCGUCAAUGACGCCAAGCCAACCACACAGCGCAGGGACAAAGCGAAGUCGGCCAGAUGAUCUGGAUCUUUCCGUCUCGGGAAUGCCCGAGUUGGACCAGGGAGACCUUGACUCCAUGCAACAGACACCGUUGGGUGCUGCUUAUGCUCAAGCUACCAGCGCGCCACCAACUCACCACCACCAUCAUCGCCUUCCUGAUCAUGGGCCACCGACAAAGAUGAUGCGUCGCGACGCUGAAGGGAGUCUGUCCGCAAGUGGCGGAGGUGCACCAAGCGUAGUGGGCCAGGCCGGCAUGCCAGCACCGGCGGCGAGGCCACGAGGGCCAAAGCUCAAAUUUACUCCCGAGGACGAUCAGCUUUUGAUUGAUCUCAAAGAGAAUAAGAACUUGACGUGGAAGCAAAUCGCAGACUUCUUUCCUGGACGUUCAUCAGGGACCUUGCAAGUGCGGUACUGCACAAAGCUCAAGGCAAAGACAACACAGUGGACUGAUGAAACGGACCAAAAACUGCGAGCUGCACUGGCCGACUACGAAAACGAGAAGUGGCGCAUCGUAGCCAACAAGAUGGGUACUGGUUUCACCCCGGUAGCCUGCCGCGAGCGGGCCGAGCAGCUAGCAGAGGGGACCGAUGAAGAAGAGAACUUAUAG
Messenger RNA from Pestalotiopsis fici W106-1, 789 nucleotides. RefSeq lists its product as uncharacterized. The coding region runs from base 1 to 789 and encodes 262 amino acids. The transcript has 2 exons. The record is from RefSeq and is a predicted model, not a curated record. Lineage: Eukaryota; Fungi; Ascomycota; Sordariomycetes; Amphisphaeriales; Sporocadaceae.